UUUGGUCGAAAGAUGCCGUGAUGGCACUGAUCACGUCAUGGUCAUCGAAAGAUUGUUUAUACAAUACAAAGCAUGAUUUGUACAAAAACCAGCAUGCUAGACAGCAUGCGUUGAGCGAAAUCUGCGAAUCUCUUCAGGCCAUAAUACCGGGUAUCAAUAUCGACGAUGUGAAAAACAAAAUCAACAAUCUACGCAGCCAAUAUUCGCGGGAACUAACAAAGCAGCGUACCAGCGCAAGGAGUGACACAGGCACGGAUGAGAUGUACGAGUCGUCUGCAUAUUGGUACCCGCACAUGACAUUCUUGAAAGACUUUGUUUCAACAAGAAAAGGAAAGUCAAACCUUGACGAUUUGGAGUAUCUCCAAUCUGAUCCAGAUGAUGGUAAUUCCUCUGAAGUGGUUAAUGAAGGAUCAAACACUGAAGGCGAAUCUGAUGCUAAACAAGCACCGAAACGAAAAAGAGGAUCCGACGACACUAUUCUUAAUCAGGCGGCUGCGGCUUUACAAUCAAUCGCUGAAGUCUUAAACACAGAAAAGGAGAACCUGAUGGAUGAUGUCCAUACGUUUGGCGAGCAUAUCAAAGCCGAAUUGUAUGCACUACAUCCCAAAGAGAGGGAAGAACUAAAAUUUCAGAUUAACAAACUCAUCUAUGAAUUUAAAAUGGCGAGAACUUAAAAUGAAAUAAACAACAAUAUGCAAUUCUAGAGCAUAUAUGAAAAAUGUAGUUUUUGGAAUACCUAUAACUAUACAAAAUUCUUUCAGCUAUACCUUUGGGAUAUUACUUGUGAAUGCCGGGCAACUCACUGGAACAAUCCGUUCCCAGCCAUCUUAGCAAACUGCAGUAGAAUCACUUGGCAUAAUACGGAACCUCACGGUGAUGGCGACUUGCCCCGCCAACAGUCCACUCGUCAAUCAGGCAGCAUCACACUGACGACAACCCCGUCAUGGUGCUGGCUGUCACUGAUGCUUGCUAGGGGAAAUACACGCAUGGGAAAUGCUACUCAGCU
Messenger RNA from Aedes albopictus (Asian tiger mosquito), 1006 nucleotides. RefSeq lists its product as uncharacterized. The coding region runs from base 21 to 674 and encodes 217 amino acids. The record is from RefSeq and is a predicted model, not a curated record. NCBI's taxonomy places the organism in Eukaryota, Metazoa, Arthropoda, Insecta, Diptera, Culicidae. The transcript is spliced from 2 exons.